GAGAGAGAGAGACAGCGAACUUAGUAGCCUCUCAACCGUGGCCCGGACCAGUGGUGUGAGAGAGGGAGAGAGAGAAAGAGAGAGAGGGAGAACGAGAGAGAGAGAGCGAGAGUGAUACCAAGAAACCAAGAUUAAAGAAAGAGAUUAGAGAAAAAGAAAGAAAGAGAGAGAGAGAGACAGUUUGUGAAAGAGAGAGAAAAGUGAGAGAGGAAAAAGAGAGAUGUCUUUAAAUUCAACAUGAAAGCCAAUGUUUCUACCUCCUCCUCCUCCUCCUCCUCCUCCUGCUCCUCCUCUUCCUUCAUCUUCCUCCUCCUCCUCCUCCUCCUCCUCUCUUUAUCCAUUGUUUCCUAUAAAAAUUACCAUCAACCCAUACCAAGAGGCUUUUACCCUCACGCCCACGCCCACGGUGCCUAUGGGCGUACCACACAGGACUCAGACACAGAGUCCGUGCUAGUGUGGGCGGAGGAAGCGCACGCCCACACACACACGCACGCCCUCACGCACGCCCGCACGGAGAGGCAGUACCGGUGGAGGGCGUUCGGGCGUGAGUGGGCGGUGCGGGCGUGGCAAGAUUAUGGAGUCGCUGCGCCCUCCAUCUUGCUACGUGAGGAGGGCGUGUCUGGGGCGUGGGUGAAGCCGCCCACACCCGCCCACGCCCAUUGUCUCCUCGUGGGCGUGUUAGUGGGCGUGGAAGAUUCUGCAGUGGCCAUUAAUGUCUGCAAUGGUGUGAGUGGCGUGGUUCGAAGCGGCCGGUCCAUGUACCUCAUCGAACCAAUUAAAGCGAGUGAGCGAAUUAGAGAAAGUGAGAAAUUUAAAGAAAGUGAGAGAAUAAAAAAUAGUCUGGAAACACACAGAAACUAUAAUACUACUACUACCACGACCGCAAGAAACUCAAGUAGUAGUAGUAGUAGUAGUAGUAGUAGUAGUAGUAGUGGUAAUAGUAGUAGUAAUAGUAAUAAUCGAAGUAUAAUUACAUACCCAGUGUUUGAAAGUGGGUCAAAAUUACAUAUUUUUACGAAAGUGGGAAGAAGAAGAGAAGAAGAGAAGAAGGAGGAGGAAGAAGAAGAAGAAGAAGAAGAAGAAGAAGAAGAAGAAGACGAAGAAGAAGAAGGAGAAGAGAGAGGAAUUGUGAAUGAUAAAGAGUUCAGGUGA
This is a messenger RNA of Portunus trituberculatus (swimming crab), 1152 nucleotides long. Its product is annotated as histone H3.v1-like. The transcript is spliced from 4 exons. Bases 238 to 1152 code for a protein of 304 amino acids. Lineage: Eukaryota; Metazoa; Arthropoda; Malacostraca; Decapoda; Portunidae. The record is from RefSeq and is a predicted model, not a curated record.